Messenger RNA from Fusarium fujikuroi IMI 58289, 891 nucleotides. Its product is annotated as probable gEgh 16 protein. The coding region runs from base 1 to 891 and encodes 296 amino acids. The record is from RefSeq and is a predicted model, not a curated record. NCBI's taxonomy places the organism in Eukaryota, Fungi, Ascomycota, Sordariomycetes, Hypocreales, Nectriaceae. The transcript is spliced from 2 exons.
AUGGCUCCCAUCAAGAACCUCCUCCUUGCCCUUUUCGUCGCUGCCGAUCUCGCAGCAGUCUCGGCUCACAGCGUCAUUACCAACGCCGUUGGUGAUGCCGGUGGCUCUGGAAUGGCUCUUGGAGUCGAUACCUCAACUCCCAGAGACGGAACUCGAAGACGCCCUUUCCAGCAAGAUGCAACCCGCUUCCGAGGCAACUCUGCUGAUACUGUCGGCGAAACCUUGUCUGCUGGUGACAACGACAUCGAGCAAGGAACAUUGGAUAUCAUGGAAGAGACAGGAAGCCAGCUCCCUCAGGUCAACCCCGGUGGUAGCCUCGAGAUGACGGUUCAUCAGGUCAACUCAGACGGUGCUGGUCCAUACACCUGCAUGAUCAAUGCCGACGGCACCGGUACAUCUUGGGAAAACAUCCAGGUGACGACUAAUGUCGAGGGUAAUGAGCGAGGUCGCAACCGUGACGGCGAGAUGGGAGACUUCCCUCUCGUUGCUUCUAUCCCAGCUGGUCAAAACUGUACGGGAACAGUCGCAGGCGAGGAGAACGUGUGUCUUGUCCGCUGUCAGAACCCGGCUCGUGCCGGCCCAUUUGGUGGUGUGAUCCCGGUGCAGAUGGCGAGCGGCAAUGCUGGAAAUGCUACUGACGCUGGAAACACUGGAAACGCGGGCACUGCUGGUAACGGCAACGCCAAUGACAACACCAAUGAUGCCACCAACGACACCGCUGAUGAUACCACCACCGGCGGUGCCAACGGCAACGCAAACAGCAACAACAAUGGCGACGCCAAUGGUAAUGGCAACGCUAAUGGUAAUGGGAAUGAUGAUGAGGAGGAGGAUGAAGAUGAGACCGAUGCUGGCACUCGCAACAACCGCCGUGCCACCCGAUUCUCUGCCUAA